This is a messenger RNA of Lucilia sericata (common green bottle fly), 646 nucleotides long. RefSeq names its product general odorant-binding protein 99a-like. Gene Ontology annotation, molecular function: odorant binding. The coding region runs from base 359 to 592 and encodes 77 amino acids. The transcript has 2 exons. NCBI's taxonomy places the organism in Eukaryota, Metazoa, Arthropoda, Insecta, Diptera, Calliphoridae. The record is from RefSeq and is a predicted model, not a curated record.
UAUUAUCAGCAAAUAUUGGACGGACAUGUCUAAGGGUUAAAUUAAAUUUCGAAAAAAAUCUGCUAUAUAAAACAUCGAUCAGAACGGACUUAAUCAGUCAACUGGUCAUUUUGUUUCCAAAAGGUUGUUCGUAUUUUUUCAUAAAACAAAAAUGAAAGUAUUUUUGGCAGUUUUAGCUUUAGUGGCCUGUGUUUCGGCCGAAGAAUGGACGGUUAAAACUGGCGCACAGCUUAAGGAAAUUCGCAAUGAAUGCUUAAAAGAACAUCCUCUUACCACUGAACAAAUGAACAAAAUGUCAAAUUUCGAAUUCCCCAAUGAGUAAGGUGUUCGCCAAUAUCUUCUCUGUUCCGCCGUGAAAAUGGGCAUCUACUGUACUCACAUGGGCUAUCAUACCGAUCGUAUUGCUAAACAAUUUAAAAUGGACUUGGAUGAGGAAGAAGUGAAGAAAUUGGCCGAUGAUUGUGUAGCCAAAAACCCCAGGGGCGAUAAACCCCACGAUGUUGUCGCUUUUGAAAAUCAUACUUGUUUUAUGAGCACUGUCGUUGGCGAUAAAAUCAAGGACUAUUUGAAGAAACGUCAUGAAAGUGCUUAAAAUUAUUAGAAAAAAAUUAUGUAGAAAUAAAAAAUUUAAAAAUUAAUAAACGUA